AUGAACGAUGAGAACGAUGAUGGGCGUCUACAUGAAGCUGUGCGAGAAGGAAAUCUGUCGCUCGUUCGAACAUUGUUGAAUGAAAGCGCCGACAUUCAUGCCAAGAAUAAAUAUGGAAGCACACCAUUACAUCAAGCAUGCUACAAAGGUCAUUUAGAGAUAGUCGAGUUGCUACUGGAAAAGGAUGCUAACAUUCAUACCAAGAAUCAAUAUUCAUGGACUCCGUUGUACAUGGCAUGCGAUGAAGGUCAUUUCGAGGUUGUCAAGUUGCUACUUGAGAAUGGUGAUGACAUCCAUGCCAAAGAUAGUGGUGAACGGACUCCAUUGUGCAUUGCAUGCGAUAAAGGUCGGCUAGAGAUAGUCACGUUGCUACUCGAGAAGGGUGCUGACGUUAAUGCCACAGGCGAUGAUGGAAACACACCAUUACAAGCAUGCAGCUUUGAUGGUCAUUUAGAGAUUUUCAAGUUGCUACUUGAGAAUGGUGCUGACAUUCAUGCCAAAGACAGUGGUGGACGGGUUCCAUUGCACUUUGCAUGUACGUUUUACUGGGGUCAUUUUGAGAUAGUCGAGUUGCUACUUGAGAAGGGUGCUGAUAUUAAUGCAAAAAAUCAAUAUGGAUGGAGUCCAUUGUACAUGGCAUGCGAUGCAGGUCAUUUAGAGAUAGUCAAGUUACUACUCGAGAAGGGUGCAGACAUUGAUGCCAAGAAUCAAUAUGGAAAUACACCACUGUACACGGCAUGCGAUAAUGGUCAUUUGGAGAUAGUCAAGUCGCUACUUGAGAAGGGUGCUGACAUUCAUGCCAAGAAUCAAUUUGGAAGCACACCAUUGAACUUUGCAUGCAAUGCAGGUCAUUUAGAGAUAGCUAGGUUGCUACUUGAGAAGGGUGCUGGCAUUCAAGCCAAGUAUCAAUAUGGAGAACCAUUGAACUUUGCAUGCGAUAAAGGUCAUUUAGAGAUAGCUCGGUUGCUACUCGAGACGGGUACUGACAUUAAUGCAACAGACGAUGAAGGAAACACACAAUUGCAUGUUUCAUGCGACAAGGGCCAUUUAGAGAUAGUCAAGCUGCUACUCGAGAAUGGUGCUGACAUUGGUGACAAAGACAACAGGGGACGCACACCAUUGAACUUUGCAUGCAAUGAAGGUCAUUUAGAGAUAGCUAGGUUGCUACUCGAGAAGGGUGCUGAGAUUAAUGCCAAGGAUCAAAUUGGAGACACACCAUUACAUCAAGCAUGCUACGAGGGUCAUUUAGAGAUAGCGAAGUUGCUACUCGAGAAGGGUGCUAACAUUGAUACCAGGAACAAAAGGGGAAGCACACCAUUGCACCAUGCAUGCGAUAAAGGUCAUUUAGAGGUAGUCAAGUUGCUACUCGAGAAGGGUGCCGACAUUACUGCCACAGACGGCGUUGGAAAUACAUCAUUAUACAAGGCACAAAAGUGUCUUCAUUGGAAGGUAUUCAAGUUGUUACUCGAUAAGGGUGCUAAUGUGAAUGCCACAGACGGUGAAGGAAAGACAUCAUUGCAUAUGGCAUGCAGUGAGGGUCAAUUAGAGCUCGUCAAAUGGCUCGUCCAGACAGGCGCUGAUGUCGAUGCCAAAACAAAAGGUGGAGAGGCACCGAUGCAUUUUGCAUGUGGGAAGGGUCAUUUGAAGAUAGUCAAGUUUCUAGUCAAAAAGAGUGCUGAUGUCAAUUCCAAAACAAAGGGUGGAGAGACACCGAUGCAUAUGGCAUGCAGUGAUAGUCAUUUGAAGGUAGUCAAGUUUCUAGUCAAAAAGGGUGUUGAUGUCAAUGCCAAGAAAAAAGGUGGAGAGACACCGAUGCAUGUGGCAUGUGGGAAGGGUAAUUUGAAGGUAGUCAAGUUUCUAGUCAAAAAGGGUGCUGAUGCUCAUGCCAAAGCCACAAUUGGGAUGACGCCAUUUGAAAUGAUGUGUUGCAAGGAUGAAUUCGACCUGGUCAUGUUGCUAGUCCAAAGGUCCUGUUGUGAUGGUCAUUUGGAGGUGAUCAAGAAGCUGUUUGUCUAG
Messenger RNA from Cylindrotheca closterium, 2016 nucleotides. Lineage: Eukaryota; Bacillariophyta; Bacillariophyceae; Bacillariales; Bacillariaceae. The record is from the annotation of a GenBank genome assembly.